AUGGAAACCUGCUCCACUAAAGUAAGUGAACGUCUCUCUAAUGCUUGCCCUAUGGCACAGGACCCCCCGGCUAUUGGGGAACCUGUCUUCUGCCACUCUAACAACGACGUCUUCUCUUUUUCCUCCGCGAAUGGCGAUGAAAGCCGUCCAACAAGUUACGCCGAAGUCUCUUCUAAAAACCUGCCAAAGCAACUCUCUACGCUUUCCAUUGCGCAAGAAGCAGCCAAAAUGCUGGACAAAGCGACCCGCGCCGUCAUCGAGAGAUUCCCGGACUCAAAGGACGAUCCAGAACAAGAGAAACGUGACUUUCUUCUCAACAUUCAGCGCAAAGCACGGACUGCCCUCUCCAUCUCAAGCCCACCGCCAUUCGUCUAA
Molecule: messenger RNA, 375 nt
Organism: Caenorhabditis remanei
Lineage: Eukaryota; Metazoa; Nematoda; Chromadorea; Rhabditida; Rhabditidae
Exons: 1
Coding region: 1-375 (124 amino acids)
Source: RefSeq, a predicted model, not a curated record